AUGAAAAACAUAAAUCAGGGUGAAAAAGGGCAACAAGGAACUGAUCACAGACAAGUCAAGCCAAGGGAACAAGAGGAACAACAACAACAAAACACCAAGGAAAGGAGCAACCAGCAGCCACCUGAACAACAAAAGGAAGCAGAAUGGCAGAUGCCAAAAAGAAGAAACAAUAAACCACAGGAGGAGAAAACACAGAAGGCAGUGUGGCGACCAACCUCACCACAGAACAAAGUGUCAAAAGAACAACCACAACCCACAGUUCAACAAACAGUUGAAGGAGGGAUGGAUGAGGGAAGUCAGGAGAUACAUUCUAACAUCCAGGAAAGGGUAUCCAAAGGGGGGAAUUUGACUCAUGUUCUGCAUGAGGGAGUACACACUGACCACAAUCCUGACUUUAGAGCCUCUGCAACCCCUAUACCUCACCAGGCCAUGACAAAACAACAACAGAAACUGCAGCAAAAAAAGACAGAAACUACUUAG
This is a messenger RNA of Solanum tuberosum (potato), 480 nucleotides long. RefSeq names its product submandibular gland secretory Glx-rich protein CB-like. The record is from RefSeq and is a predicted model, not a curated record. Lineage: Eukaryota; Viridiplantae; Streptophyta; Magnoliopsida; Solanales; Solanaceae. The coding region runs from base 1 to 480 and encodes 159 amino acids. The transcript is spliced from 2 exons.